GCGAACCAUUUUCUGCUGUUCCGGCAUAGGGCGAGCGAUCUUGCGUUAGAUUGCGUUGGUAGUAAGUGAACAGUAUUGAUGUUGAUCCGGCCUGCGGUUGAAGGCGCUGUUGUGUGUUUGUUCCUUUGUUGAGUUGUUCACCAUGGCUUUGAACCCCCAGUACGAAGAAAUCGGAAAAGGAUUCGUCACCCAAUAUUAUGCGUUGUUUGAUGAUUCAAAUCAGCGGGCUAGUUUGGCCAAUUUGUACAAUGCCGAAUUAUCGUUCAUGACAUUCGAAGGACAACAAAUCCAAGGCGCGGCCAAAAUUUUAGAAAAACUUCAGAGUUUAUCGUUUCAAAAUAUUAACCGUGUUCUGACGGCGGUUGAUUCUCAACCUAUGUUUGACGGUGGCGUUCUAAUUAAUGUCUUAGGAAGAUUGCAGACCGACCAAGAUCAUCCGCUGGACUAUACCCAAACCUUCGUGCUGAAACCCAUGGGUACCACGUUUUUCGUGCAGCAUGAUAUUUUUCGGCUCAAUUUGCAUAAUAUGGCGUAAAUUGUUUUAAUAUUUAUUUGUGCUUGGUUAGGGCGUUUUUUAAAUUAUAUUUUACUCUUGCAUAGUUAAACACCGUUAAAAAGAUGAAUCUAUCUGCAAUAAUCGGCGCUGUAGCGACUAGACCCUCGUCUGAUGAUGGUAAAGUCUGAUUGGGGGUAACUAAAGAGCACAAAAUUUGCAAACAAUACGUCAACUAUACACAUUUCGAU
This is a messenger RNA of Anopheles nili, 744 nucleotides long. Its product is annotated as probable nuclear transport factor 2. The record is from RefSeq and is a predicted model, not a curated record. The coding region runs from base 143 to 535 and encodes 130 amino acids. Gene Ontology annotation, biological process: protein import into nucleus. Gene Ontology annotation, cellular component: nuclear pore central transport channel. Lineage: Eukaryota; Metazoa; Arthropoda; Insecta; Diptera; Culicidae. The transcript has 4 exons.